Saimiri boliviensis boliviensis (Bolivian squirrel monkey) is the source of this 1650-nucleotide messenger RNA. The record is from RefSeq and is a predicted model, not a curated record. Lineage: Eukaryota; Metazoa; Chordata; Mammalia; Primates; Cebidae.
AAACAUGGCGGUAGGCUGGGGACAUUAUUCAUCCCUUAUAUGACUAUAUGAAGGAAGAGGAAGGUUUUCCUGAAGAUGAGGCGACUGAAUCGGAAAAAAACUUUAAGUUUGGUAAAAGAGUUGGAUGCCUUUCCGAAGGUUCCUGAGAGCUAUGUAGAGACAUCAGCUAGUGGAGGUACAGUUUCUCUAAUAGCAUUUACAACUAUGGCUUUAUUAACCAUAAUGGAAUUCUCAGUAUAUCAAGAUACAUGGAUGAAGUAUGAAUAUGAAGUAGACAAGGAUUUUUCUAGCAAAUUGAGAAUCAAUAUAGAUAUUACUGUUGCCAUGAAGUGUCAAUAUGUUGGAGCAGAUGUAUUGGAUUUAGCAGAAACAAUGGUUGCAUCUGCAGAUGGUCUAGUUUAUGAACCAACAGUAUUUGAUCUUUCACCACAGCAGAAAGAGUGGCAGAGGAUGCUGCAGCUGAUUCAGAGUAGGCUACAAGAAGAGCAUUCACUUCAAGAUGUGAUAUUUAAAAGUGCAUCAACAGCUCUUCCACCAAGGGAAGAUGAUUCAUCACAGUCUCCAGAUGCAUGCAGAAUUCAUGGUCAUCUAUAUGUCAAUAAAGUAGCAGGGAAUUUUCACAUAACAGUGGGCAAGGCAAUUCCACAUCCUCGCGGUCAUGCACAUUUGGCAGCACUAGUCAACCAUGACUCUUACAACUUUUCUCAUAGAAUAGAUCAUUUGUCUUUUGGAGAGCUUGUUCCAGCAAUUAUUAAUCCUUUAGAUGGAACUGAAAAAAUUGCUAUAGAUCACAACCAGAUGUUCCAAUAUUUUAUUACAGUUGUGCCAACAAAACUACAUACAUAUAAAAUAUCAGCAGACACCCAUCAGUUUUCUGUGACAGAGAGGGAACGUAUCAUUAACCAUGCUGCAGGCAGCUAUGGAGUCUCUGGGAUAUUUAUGAAAUAUGAUCUCAGUUCUCUUAUGGUGACAGUCACUGAGGAGCAUAUGCCGUUCUGGCAGUUUUUUGUAAGACUCUGUGGAAUUGUUGGAGGAAUCUUUUCAACCACAGGCAUGUUACAUGGAAUUGGAAAAUUUAUAAUUGAAAUAAUUUGCUGUCGUUUCAGACUUGGAUCCUAUAAACCUGUCAAUUCUGUUCCCUUUGAGGAUGGCCACACAGACAACCACUUACCUCUUUUAGAAAAUAAUACACAUUAACACCUCCCAAGUGAAGGAGAAAAACUUUUUGCCUGAGACAUAAAACCUUUUUUUAAUAAUAAAAUAUUGUGCAAUAUAUUCAAAGAAAAGAAAACACAAAUGAGCAGGAAACAUACUUAUUUUAAAAAAGAGAAAAAAAGGAAAAAAAGAACACCAAACUGAAAUUCUUAUAUUUGUUGUGUCUGUUACAAAUGUCCUAGAAGAAAUAAUGCAGCUAAACAGUGAAGAAGCCCAACUGGAGUGUUGCUUUGAAGAUGACGCCUUCUUAAAUUUUCACACAAAAUGGGCAGUAUCGAAAUCAGACUUGGAUUCUUGGUGAUAAAAAGCCUGAAGGAAAUCAGUGAAACCACAUCUAUCUAUGGGGGAAAAAAACAUUGAGAAGUGCAAAUGUUUGCAUCCUUUUGUUUUUAAAAGAUAUGAUGUCAGAAUAAAAUGUGGAAAACAUAAAAAAAA